Messenger RNA from Carcharodon carcharias (great white shark), 4076 nucleotides. Its product is annotated as RNA-binding protein 43-like. The transcript is spliced from 4 exons. NCBI's taxonomy places the organism in Eukaryota, Metazoa, Chordata, Chondrichthyes, Lamniformes, Lamnidae. Gene Ontology annotation, molecular function: RNA binding. The coding region runs from base 420 to 1883 and encodes 487 amino acids. The record is from RefSeq and is a predicted model, not a curated record.
CCACUUGGCCCAUUGCGCCUGUGCUGUCUCUUUGAGAGUGUUAUCUAAUUAGUUCACCCCCCUUGCGCUUUCCCUAAUAGCCCUGCAAAGUUUGUUUUCUUACUAUUUUCAACUAUUUAUCCAAGUACUUACAGGAACUUAACCCUCAAGUGCCAGCAGUGGCUCAGCUCUAAGUCAGAAAGCAGGUUAAAGUCCAACCCUUAGUGAUUCAAGCACAAAAAUCUAGACUGACACACCAAUGCAACUAUUCACUCCCCCACGCUGCCUUCUCAACAACUCCUCCCCUGCUGCUUAACAACACUUGCCUGCCCGCCACUCAACAACCCCUCCCCCCCCACAAAUUUUCCACUUUGGGUUUGCACUAACUGUGUAGCAUCAAAAUGGGGUCACAGUAGGAAAGAGUUUUGGAAGCACUGGCUAUGUUUCUUUCUUUGUCAAGUGCCCUGGGUUCCCCUGAGAGAAUGGAAUCAAACUGGGCAGAGAGGACCAUCACUGUAUCAGGUUUUCCUGAGGACAUUCUUCCUAACACUGUGAUGACUGACAAACUCAUCAUUCACUUCUUAAGGCCAAGGAAUAGCGGUGGUGAGGUGGAAAGUGUCACAUAUCCAGCAGAUGCCCCUGGCAUUGCCUAUGUCACCUUCGAAAAAGAGGAAGUAGCGAACAUUGUGCUGAGAAAGAAGGAGCAAGUGCUUGAAGACAAACAGCUCCCAAUGAAAUAUCCAUUGAAAGUUUCACAGAAUAAUGUGCAAAUCUUUACACAGGUGUCAGUUGACCUGGAUUUAUCGAUAUUCGGUAGCACAUCGAAGUUGGUAACAGAACUUGAAAGCAACAAUAAAAGCUUACAGUUUUCCAGGUGUCCCGAUGGAAGGAUCCACGUUGAGGGUUCCUUCUCAGCAAUGAAAGAACUGAGGAAAGAUCUUCAGAAGAGAAUAGAUGAAUUUCAAGUAUUCCCAAGUCCAGUGUUGAAAUCUGGAGUAAGUGCUUCAGGAGGGAAGUUCGUAAGCCAUACAUCUGAGGAUGCAGCUCAGGGGACUGAGCCUCAAAAACUUGCAGCCUCAGCGAGUUACGGAGCCAGGGAUGUCUUGCAUCCUGGUCUAUUUGAGGAAGAAUCAACAGUUAUUCUAGAUGCAGAUAUUUUUGACUACAUUGAAGAGCUUUGUAAAGACCAUUAUGAAGAAGUACUCAGGAAAAAUUGUGUAAGAGCUGAGGUGAAACGUUGUGAUGUGAUAACACUUCUCCAGCUGAAAAAAGCUCAUGAUCAAUGUGAACCAUCUCAGCUGAAGACAGCCAAGUUAAGUAUAGAAAAGUUAAUCAAUCAAAUGCAGCAAUUAUUGGUCAGUGAAAAAAUUAGAUUGGACAGAGGCAGUGGGCAGAACAAAAUUUUGGAGAUAUGCAGGGAAACUAUGCAACAUAACCCAUCAGUUUUGGUUCGCAUUACUGAUGAGUACUUGAUCCUUAUUGGCAGUUCUCAACAUUGCAGCCAGUUCAAGAAGGAAGUGGAAGAGAGGAUUAAGGCUGUGCAGUCAAUAUUGAAUCCAAUGUCCAGUGGGCAUUCAAGUAUUCCGAAUGCAACUGAUCACUUCUGUCAUUUUGGCCAAAGUUUAGGUUCAAAUGCUGUGCAUGGACUGUGUGUGUCUAGUGGAAGUGAGUGCAGCCUUAAUCAAAACAGCCACUUUGGUCAACUUAUGAAGAGUCAGGAGUAUAGCGGGGGUGAUUCACAUGGGAAGUGGAGAAGCUCACGAGAUGUAGGUGUGUUAGCCAGUGGGCCACCAUCUUUGCCAGUAUUGGGGAUGAGCUCGAGUACCAUACAGGACAGACAGUCAAAAGAUAUUUCAAGGUCUGAAAAAUCUUCAAGUAGUGUGCCCUAUCAUUCUUUUGAUUGAAUAAAUCACUGUAGUUUAUUUGUUCUUUGUGCAUGGCACAGUUUUUAUACAGUAUGUGCAAGGAAAAAUAUCUGACAAUUCAUUUACAACUAUCACUGUAUGGGUUAUGUGCGCCCUGGCAUCAACUCCAGUGCAUGGGUUCUAUAAAGUGCCCACAUUAUGGCCGUAAACAGAACAGGGGAGCCAACAUAAAGUGUAACAAAAACUGUGUUCAUUAUAGAGGGCUGAUAAUCAGAUCUCGCAGUGCUUGUAUAAAUGAACCAUUAUCAGGUGCGGGGUUUCUAUGCAGGUACCAUCUCCGAUAUUGCCCAGUGCAUACUGUGUGUAAAACUCGGGCUACUGUAGAGCUAGGAAAGGCUGCUUUCUGGGCCACUUGUGUGUUGAGUGUAAAUUCUUGGGUUGGCAUUACCACUCUUUGAAUCAUGGUGAGUUGGGGGCCAAUCAGUCUGUAAUCAUUUUAUAUUGAAAUUCUAAGAGUGUUAAGUUUUUUUUGCAAUUUGCGCUUGUAAAAUAAUUUGUACAUCCUGCAAACAAUUUAUGUCUUGCUGGCCAUCUUGACAUUUUUAAAAAAUGUUUGUUGCCUUAGCUUUUUUUUGGGCCUCUAAUGAUAAUGUUAAAACCCAUAUGCAGCAGCUAAGCAGUUCUUCUGAUUAAGAAUUUGUCUUUGAGUUCGAAGCUAUUACAUUGAAACUAGUGCCAAUGAGAAUACUUUAUUAGGCUGCAAAGUUUCUUGUAUGGAAUAUAAUGCUGCUUCUGUACUGUGCUAAGUAAUGUAUUUUCAGAAAGGAAGAGAUGUCUAUGACUAUUUUAAUUUAUUUCUGUUUCUGUACAUGCAUUAAAUUAUAGUUGACAUUCCUGUGUUAAAAUACUCUGUAUAUGGUAUAAUUAAAAAAAAUGAAAUUCAAAAAGGAAUAUGCAGCAAGUUACAUUUAUAGAGGGCCUUUAAAAGAGUGUUUUCAAAUAAAAUUUAAUACUAAGCCACAUAAGAAAUUGGGACAGAUGCCUAAAAGCUUGGCCAGAAAGAUGGGUAUUAAGGAGCAUCUGAAAGUAGGAAAGCGAGAUAGAGGGAGAGAGAAAUUUAGGGAUGGAAUACUAGAUCUUUGAGUAUUGGCAGCUGAAGUGGUGAAGUGAUUGAAAUCACAGAUGCUCAAGAAGUCAGAAUUGGAAGAGUACAGAGACCUUGGAGGGUUGUGGGUCUGGGGGAGACUGUGGAGAUAUGGAGAGGUCUAGUGAUAAAGGGAUUUCAAAACAAGGAUGCAAAUUUCAAAGUAGAAGUGAUGUUGCCUAACCAGCAACCAAUGUCGGUCAGUGUGCACAAGGGUGAUGGGUGAAUGGGGUGAGUUAGGAUGUCAGUGGCAGAGUUUUGGGUGACCUCAAGUUUAUGGAGGGUGGAGUGUUUGAGGCUGGCCAAAAGUACAUUGGAAUAGUCAAGCCUAGGCAUGGAUGAGGUUUUCAGCAGCAGAUGAACUGAGGCAGGGGUGGAAGUAGGCAGUCUUGAGUGAUGAAACUGAUAGGUAGCUGCAACUCACUUGGGUUAAAUAUGACACCAGGGUUGCAAACAGUCUGGUUCAGGCUUAGGCAGUUCGCAGGGCAAGAGAUGGAGUCAGUGGCUAGGGCUAGGGAAUGAAGUUUGUAACAGGGACUGAAGACAAUGGGUUCGAUCUUCCCAGUAUUUAGUUGGAGGAAAUUUCUGUGCACCCAGUAUGGGAUAUCAGGAAAGCACCCUCUUAAUUUAGCGUGGUGGGGUUAUGAAAUUAUAAUGAGGUGGAAUUGGGACAUUGUCAGCAUUUGUGUGGAAAGAGAGCGUACAAAAACAGUUUCAACAAUGGCCUCUUUCCUGCAUUAUUUUUUAAUAUAUUUGCAGUUCUUAUAUUUAGUAUCAUUUUCUGCAGAUUGCAGUUAUUGGUUAGACUAAAACACAUUGUGCAUUCUGAUUAUGGCAUUGUGACUGAUUAUGGCAUUGUGAGUAUCAAGAAUAGGUACACAAGAUGAAAAAUAUUACAAAGAUUCUUUAUAAUGCUCACUUUUCUGUUGUGUGUUAUUUAAUUGUUUUUGUUUUGCCACAAACCCAGUGUAUUUGUCUUUCAUUACAAACUUGACAGUUCAAACAGGAAAUGUAUCUAAUAAUUGCAACAGUGCUGCUGUUACACAUCCAAGAAACCAUCAAUAAUAAAUACAGAUGAUUCAAACACU